AUGUUGGUUCCGUGCGGUACUAGUAGUCUUCCGGCGAAGCUUUGUGUUCGUGUCAUAUCAGCUCGAGGGUUACCUGUCAUGGAUAAGUCAAAUGUCACUACGGAUGCUUUCGUUGAAGUCCAUUUCGAUAAUGAGGCUGAGCAUUUUUUCGUUUACAAAACUGAUGUCUGUGUCAAAAGUUUGUCACCGGUGUGGAAUUCCGAUGUAUUUGUUUUUGAAACGGAUGAACAACGAUUAUUUGAUAAUCCGAUUCAGUUUCGUGUAAUGGAUCAUGACAUAUACAGUGCAAAUGAUGCUAUCGGACGUGUAUUUUACGAUGCAAAUUUAUUGAUUUCUAAAAUACGAUGCAGCAAAGCUAAUAGUAAUAGUAUAGAAUUUACAAAUUGGCUGCCAAUUUAUGAUUCGGUUUACGGAAUAAGAGGUGAAAUUCAAAUAUCUCUUUCGCUUAAGUUGCAAUUAUCAAGUUAUCACAGUUAUGUACGCAUACUUUCAGCGAGUACCGUCUCAACACUAUUAAUCAGCAAUGUUAUUGGAUUGGUUUCCGACAUCGCCACAGUGACGGAUCCGGAAUAUGAAUGGAUUGACCGAAUCCGUUCUCCACGUGCUUCUAAUGAAGCCCGACAAAGCAUAAUUCGGAAAUCGCUGCGCGAAUUAACUAAGAAUAUUGCACAGAAAGCACAUUCUCUCGGAUCGAAUGCAGUGCUUGGGUAUCAUGAAUUUGUUGAUAUCGAAGGUGAUGCAACCGAACUGAUUACUUUUCGAGCAUUUGGAACAGCAGUCAGACUGUCACAAACAAAUGAAGAAGUUGCACCUGAUGAAAGUAUAAUACAUCACAUAUUGUCAUUGAAGGUUUUACCGAAUAUAUACAGUUAUAAAUGUGGUGUUGUUGUGUGCGCUCGUUCUGCUCAAAUGCUGACAGAUAACAACGAUGCUGCUACAAUCAGAAAAAAAUGGUGGGACGAUCUGAAGAUCGAACUUAUUCGACAAAAAUUAAGUUUGCGCUGCAAUUUAAUCGUUGGCUACAAUGAACAAAUUAGCAUACAUAAGAAAAUGGCGCUAUUGAGCUGUACAGGGACUGCCAUAUCUGUGAUUUUAACAGGUGCUGAACAUAUUCCAUAUUGUAUUAGGGAUGCAGUUUGUCCUGAUAUUAUCCUUAGCAGUUGUUCAUUACCUGCAUCAGACUAUCUGCAAGGCAUUGCUCGGCCAUUGCAAAUUUAUGUUAAGCGUAAAGUGAAUUCCUCAGAAAGCGACGAUCAGUUAGCUUAUACUAUUAGUCAUUCGCUACCAUUUUUGGAACAUGAACUUUACAAUAAGUUGAUGGAAGAAAUAAAAGGCGGAAAUACAAAAUACAAUGCAGUUUUCGACUUGAAAUCCAUUUUGGUUAUCCAAGAAGGUGCUUUAUUUGCUGUUAUCACGGGUGCAUUAUGUACGCUGAAGGCACUACUGAAAACGGAUGGCUCCUAUAUAUCAAGUCCUUCUGAUUCUGUUCAUCAGAGUGACGAUCUUCGGUCAACGUCACGAGUGGGAUUGUUGGACGCUGCUCGUAUUUUGCGUGCAUCUAGAUUUUCCGAUAAAGCUGGAUUAUACUUACAACCAUUACACAUCCGAGAACAUCUAGAUGACUUCACCAGUGGGCUACCGCAAUCAAAUUACAAAAAGAUAGUUAAACGUUUUCGGAAGAAAAUUGUUGAUCGUGAGCGUUUAGCAAAAAUGAUUUCGGAACGCGAGAUCAGCUUACAGCUUGGUGCAUUUGAUGAUAUGAAAUCACUUGCCUGGUCGCCUAGCAUGUAUUCUGGUAUCAGAAUAAAUAGUAGUUCCAAAUUUAGUAUCAGUGCAAAAUCUGCGAAAUCUUCAAAUAUUCCACAAAGAUAUGCUAGUGUUUUAAUUCGCGAAGUGACAAGAACAGUAGAAGAUAUCAAUGACUUGGAUACAUUUCUGGAUGAAGCUUUGCGUGACUUAUUGAGCUUAGCAACUAGUAAUGUGGAAACUGUUGGUGCAACAUCAUUUUCUGUUUUCAAAGUACCUUCCGUGAGUCUUUCGAUCUCCCGUGAUCAGGCAUCAGUUUUAUUGUUUAUUACAACCGAUUUUGAUUAUCCAGUCAAUAUGUAG
Acanthocheilonema viteae is the source of this 2109-nucleotide messenger RNA. The record is from the annotation of a GenBank genome assembly. Lineage: Eukaryota; Metazoa; Nematoda; Chromadorea; Rhabditida; Onchocercidae.